Molecule: messenger RNA, 1065 nt
Organism: Scaptodrosophila lebanonensis
Lineage: Eukaryota; Metazoa; Arthropoda; Insecta; Diptera; Drosophilidae
Exons: 1
Coding region: 24-962 (312 amino acids)
Source: RefSeq, a predicted model, not a curated record
AAUACUCUUGCAUUUAAAACAACAUGGAUCGGCUUAACAGUGACUGCAUUGCAUCUAUAGCGCACUAUCUUACACUCCAGGAUCAGAUUACCAUGUCGCGCGUCUCCAAUACAUUUUUGGACGCCUUGUGUUCCACAGAAUGGAGGAAAGAUAAGUACCGGAACUUUCGGACACAAGAUGAUUGUCUGAGGGCACUUAGUAAGGAGGACUAUCAAUAUUUUCUGGAGCAAAUCAGUCCCGCCAUGAAGGAGCUGCAUAUAGGCGAAAUCUUUUCCAGGGCAUUCAGUUCAUAUCUUGGCCGCCAUCUAUUGCGUCCGGAACUGGCGUUCUAUCUACGUCUGAACUUUUGUAAUUUGAGAGAAUUUCACUGUGAGGACGAUAAGAUAAACGAUAGCAUGAUACGCACACUAUCCAGCUUUUGCCCGGAGUUACAUGUCUUAGAUGUUACAGGCAGAUAUAUUACCGGAAAGUUCAUAUAUACGAUGUCCAAGCUGAAGACAUUACGUUUGCACUCCUGCUCCAUCGAGGAAAACUAUUUGCUUGAACUAUUGUACACUUUAAAACAAUUACAACAAUUGAAAAUAAUUGGAAAUCGUCACAAUGUCGAGAAUUUGAUCUUGAAGGUACCAUUUAGUGUUCUGCCGUUGAAGGAAUUAUGCAUAAGCGAUGCACGUAAUUUUGGUUUACAUUUGGCUGCAAAAUUGCCAAAACUGGAGGAAUUGACAGUUUAUGAUUCACAUCUUAUAUCGGAAACGAAGCUUGAGCAGACGCUAGCUGAGACACGCAAAUCUGUAAUGUCGGGCCUGCUGUCAAUUCCAAAGAAUUUACGCUUCGUUAAGAGCAGCAUCCCCUUUGUGGCGGAGCAGCUGCAACAGCUGUGUAAAGUAAAUGAUCCACAGGAGGACAUACUAUAUUUGGAGUCAACAGAAACGCUGAUCGUUAAAUAUAUAUUUUCACAAUAAAGGAAUGCUUGGCAGUUAGUUUUCGAGCUUGAUUGUAGUUUGAGACUUUGCAUGUGUACAUUCCCAUUACUAUUUUUGACCCUUACAAGUAGACGUUCUGUGU